GGCCCGCCGCCCGCGCCGCCGCCGCGCCUCAGCCAGCCGAGGAGGGACGCGGAGCCCGGCGCCGAGCCCUGCGCGCGCGCCUGCAGGGUGGAUCUGGACGAGCGCGAGUCCUACUGCGCGAGCGAAUUCGCAGUGAACGGAAUCGUGCAUGACGUGGACGUGCUGGGCACAGGGAUCCGGCUGGUGACUCUGCUGGUGGACCGGGAUGGGCUGUACAAGAUGAACCGCCUGUACAUCACUCCGGACGGGUUUUUCUUCCGAGUCCACAUAUUAGCCCUAGACUCCUCCAGCUGCAAUAAGCCAUGUCCAGAAUUUAAACCUGGCAGCAGGUAUAUUGUGAUGGGCCACAUCUACCAUAAGAGACGCCAGCUCCCUACCGCUCUGCUUCAGGUCCUGAGAGGACGGCUCCGGCCAGGAGAUGGACUGCUCAGGAGCAGCAGCAGCUAUGUGAAGAGAUUUAACCGAAAAAGGGAUGGGCAAGUUCAAAGUGCAAUUCACAGCCAAUGCGUUUGAAAUGUACUACCCUUGCACUUCUGGAUUAUAAGAGACUUGUCGCAUUCAGCAACAAGACAGGAGAGGUCUGUCUUCACGGAAUGGGGUCUUCCUGUGGAGUAGGGCACACAGCUCCUUCUGGAACUGACUCUGUAGUUCCAACUCUAAUCUUGAAGUUGCCACUUUCUUAUUUGCAAAACGCCUCUUCAGUGAUAUGCUUCUGAGCUCCCUGGCAAAGUUACUCAACUCUAGUGGCAAUUAUUCACACGGCUCAGAUAACUGACCUGUCCAGUUAGCAGAUGACUGCUUCAUGUGGUUUAUUUUUAAUUAUUUUAAUUUAAAUACAUUCUUCAGUAGAAAUAGUUCACAAAAAACACAUUUCCUUGAUUCUAAAUAUACAGCUUUGAAUAGGUUAUAUCACGUAUCAAACCAAGUUUCAUACUAAAACCAUCACAUUUUAAAAUUUUGUACAUAACAGCGCACUAGUCAAAAGACACGUAUGAAAUGUCGUUUAGAUCAAACACUAGGGUCAGAACUCAAGACAAGUAUUACAGUUUUAUACUUAAAGAGUACUAACGGGCUUAAUUCAAGCAAAAUAUUAUUCAAACAAGUGUUCUUGAUGUACCAGAAUGUAAGAAAGUUUAUUUUCAUGCCUCCCUGCUCCUAAAAACGUAUGUUUUGUGCCAAACUGGCAGCUAUCCCAAUGCUAAACAUAUUCUGGGUGUAUCUGAUGUCAUUUUUCUAUUAAGACCAAGUAUCAUGUUUGUGUUUGUAAAGUAGUAAAUCUUGCCUUGAAAUCAGA
Messenger RNA from Ailuropoda melanoleuca (giant panda), 1294 nucleotides. It is a transcript of the gene C13H17orf58, whose product is annotated as chromosome 13 C17orf58 homolog. The transcript is spliced from 3 exons. NCBI's taxonomy places the organism in Eukaryota, Metazoa, Chordata, Mammalia, Carnivora, Ursidae. Gene Ontology annotation, molecular function: protein binding. The record is from RefSeq and is a predicted model, not a curated record. The annotation marks the transcript as partial.